This is a messenger RNA of Corticium candelabrum, 2566 nucleotides long. RefSeq lists its product as uncharacterized. Bases 34 to 2241 code for a protein of 735 amino acids. Gene Ontology annotation, biological process: regulation of transcription by RNA polymerase II. Gene Ontology annotation, cellular component: nucleus. Lineage: Eukaryota; Metazoa; Porifera; Homoscleromorpha; Homosclerophorida; Plakinidae. Gene Ontology annotation, molecular function: histone binding; nucleosome binding. The record is from RefSeq and is a predicted model, not a curated record. The transcript is spliced from 10 exons.
CAUUGCUGCUGCGUGCAUUUUUCUUGAGUUUAUAUGAAGGAGCCAACAGGCGGUUGUUGUGUGUGCUUGGACGAACGUGGCUGGUCAGAGAACAAGCUUGUCUACUGCGACGGACGCGGAUGCAACGUUGCUGUUCACCAAGCUUGCUAUGGAAUUACCAGAAUUCCUUCCGGUUCGUGGUUUUGUCGCAAAUGCGAGUCGCAGGAGCGAGUAGCGCGAGUGAGGUGUGAAUUGUGUCCGAGUAAAGAGGGAGCUCUGAAGAGAACUGACACUGGCGGUUGGGCACACGUCGUAUGUGCACUGUAUAUACCAGAGGUUGCAUUUGGAGAUGUCAGCACAAUGGAACCGAUACUGAUGUCAAGAGUCACUCGUGACAAAUAUGGCAAAGUCUGCUACUUGUGUGUCCAACAAAAUCGCCAAAGUGAUGCAGGAUAUGGAGCUUGUAUCAAAUGUGCUAAGCCUUCUUGCAGAAUUGUCUUUCAUGUCACAUGUGCACAGAGUGCUGGGUUCUUGAGGGAAGAACUACUUGGUCCUGGAUCAUCCACCUACAAAGGAUACUGUUCUGCACAUGCUGAUCAGAAUCCAGCAUUGCCAUUGUACUCGAGCACAUCGAGUGAUAGUACAGCCAAUAUAGACAGCGUUCCAUCUUCUCAGGAAAGGAAAGAGGCGUACAGUCAUCUGACUACAGACACAAUGUCCCAAGAUGAUGAAAGAGAAGUAGGUGUCAGAGGGAAUGGAUGUUUAAGUGACUCAAAGAGCCAACCAAGCUCAAAUUUAUCACUGUUACCUGCUACAAGUACAAAGGCCUUGCUAUCUUCCAAGGUGAAGAGAAAUGCUGCAGCAAAGGUGAAAGCCAAGUCUGUCAGACACCAAAGGGUGUUGAAAAGGGGUGGAGGCAAAAAGCCAUUGCCUUCUAGUAAGAGACCUAAUAAGUCAAGAGAUGGAUCUGUGGAGUCUAAAUCUGAUGAUUUGGAUAAAGAUGUUGAGCCUGCUGUGGGAGGAAAAGAAGGGAACGGCAGUGCAGAUGAUGCAGGGCAUGUUUCUCGUGACAACUCGUCAGAUUCUUUGAUUAACAGUGAACUUGAACGGGAAGAGAAGUUGCCUGCGACUCUGGAAGAGUUCUUAGAGCUGCAGUUGCAAAAGGGCCGUAAAUGUCUUCUGGAUGAAUUGGGUCAAUGUGAUGCUGCAACUUUGCUGACAACGUUGAAGCGUUUACAAGCCGAGAACAAGGAACUGACUGGAGAAAUCGAUCAACUCACACAACGAAAAGAACAUCUCCUCGAACUCAAUCGCUCGUUGUCUAGUCUCGACUCAUCAGGGAAAACGCCCAGUCUUGAUACUGCUUGUAUCUCUAGUGACACCCGUUACCAGGAAACAACAAAGAGACUCGAGACUGUACAAGAAUGUCAACUCAUUGAUGCACGUGUUGAAAACACAACAGAAGCAGCUAAGGAAGAUGUACCGGAAGACUCAAUACCAUCCGCAAACAGUUUGGAGAAAAACUUGCCGAACGAAACAAAAGGAAACACAAAGCCAGCAAAUGGUGACACAAUACCAUCCAAAACAAGCAAGGUAUCAACAAAGAGAAAGCGUAGCACGGCAAAGAAUUCCAAACUCAAGACAUCUAGUAUUAGCAAAACAUCUCUACCAUAUUUUUGUUCUUCGGUGACGAUGGAGUCAGAAUCACCUUCUCAGGUGGCGCUUCCCAUUGCUGUGACUAGCUCUGUUAGUGGCUUCACGAGCUCAGUCAGUGGUGUGACUAACUCUGUCUUCGAAGAGCAGACAACACCACCAUCUGGAAGUCAGACGCAAUUCACAUUAAAUAGGAAGCGUAGAAGCACUGGAGACCGAGGAAAGAAGAAGAGGAGCAGUGCAGAUAGUUUUGCAGAGCUCAAUACAUCUCCGACGCUUCAACAAGUUGGUCAAAGCCACUCGGUCAGCUGCCUUCUGGAUCACAACCAUGCCUGCACACCUUUCUAUCCGUCGACGACGUUUGGUGUGUCGUCCCUGUUGUCGAGUCAGACAUCUGCGUCUUCUUAUGACCUUCCCAAUAGGCUCUUCUAUUCACAACAUCCGUUAGUCCACGACUCGGUCAACUGUGGAAUGCCUUUAACGAGAGCGUUCUCGACCGACUAUACAUCAAGUAGAAGUCCUGAUCCAUCCGGGGUUUUAGGUAUGAGUGGUCUCAGGAUGCAUGGCAUGUCAAGCAGUUUGCCGUUUUACUCGGGUCGACCUACCUGAUGCCUAAUGCUUCGGUUGUCAGUGACAACCACGAAUGUCUGACUUCGAUUAUUUGUAUGUACACUGCAAGUGGAGUCUACAUGAGUACAGACAUUAGAAUUACGCAAAUUUGUUUGGCUUAUCAGAUGGUUGGUCAUCAGUUGAGAUUUUUCGUAUUUUACUUAUUGAAUUUUGACUCAUUAGACGAUGCUUGGAGUAGGUCAGCUGGUACAUGUAGAUGUUAUAUUAUUAUUCUAAUAACCACUUGAAACUAGAAGCUAUUAACGAUGGGAUUGUAGGUUGAAACCAUGGGAUCGCACAAUGUCACAUUUGUUUUGAUUGCAAA